Molecule: messenger RNA, 1464 nt
Organism: Acanthosepion pharaonis
Lineage: Eukaryota; Metazoa; Mollusca; Cephalopoda; Sepiida; Sepiidae
Source: the annotation of a GenBank genome assembly
AUGGCGGGCAAUGGCGGGGAGAUCCAAUGGUGUUUUUCUCAAGUGAAAGGUACCAUAGAGGAAGAAAUUACCGAAGCUGAUAUCAUCUCUUGUGUUGAAUUCAACAUUGAUGGAGAACUCCUGGCCACAGGUGACAAAGGAGGCCGUGUUGUCAUUUUCCAGCGCGAUAAAUCUAUUGAUGCUAUCAACUCAGAAUCCAUGAUUGCAGAAUCGGACCCUGGAACAGCUUCUCUCGUACCAGACAAUGAGGACACGGAUAUUGAGGGCUCCCCCCCAAGUUUGAAUUUAGCGCGCUCGCAGAACAGCCAAUUAGCUGUACCAGUUCGUGGGGAAUAUAAUGUAUACAGCACCUUCCAAAGUCAUGAACCUGAGUUUGAUUAUCUUAAAAGCCUUGAAAUAGAGGAAAAAAUAAAUAAAAUCAAAUGGCUCAAGAGAACAAAUCCGGCUCAUUUCUUACUUUCUACCAAUGAUAAAACAAUCAAGCUGUGGAAAGUAACAGAACGAGACAAGCGACCAGAAGGUUACAAUUUAAAAGAUGAAGAGGGCUUGUCCAGGGACUCAACCAACAUUACAGCUUUACGUGUACCAGUAUUCAAACCCAUGGAGCUUUUGGUGGAAGCUAGUCCGCGUCGUAUUUUUGCAAAUGCACAUACUUAUCACAUCAAUUCGAUCUCUGUCAACAGUGAUCAGGAAACUUAUUUAUCAGCAGAUGACCUCAGAAUCAAUUUGUGGCAUUUAGAAGUAACUGAUCAGAGCUUCAAUAUUGUGGAUAUUAAACCUGCAAACAUGGAAGAACUGACAGAAGUGAUCACUGCAGCAGAAUUUCAUCCAACAGAAUGCAGUUUAUUUGUAUAUAGCAGUAGUAAAGGAACUAUUCGAUUAUGUGAUAUGAGAGCCCAGGCUCUUUGUGACAGACAUGCCAAGUUGUUUGAAGAACCUGAAGAUCCAACAAAUAGAAGUUUCUUCUCAGAAAUUAUCUCCAGUAUAUCAGAUGUCAAAUUUAGUCAUAAUGGUCGAUAUAUGAUUACCCGAGAUUACCUCUCUGUGAAAGUAUGGGAUCUGCAAAUGGAUUCCCGACCUAUUGAAACUUAUCAAGUGCAUGAAUACCUCCGCAGCAAGCUCUGCUCACUCUAUGAAAAUGACUGUAUAUUUGAUAAAUUUGAAUGUGCUUGGAGUGGAGGUGAUCGGUACAUCAUGACUGGUUCUUACAAUAAUUUCUUCCGCAUGUUCGACAGAGAAACAAAACGUGAUAUAACAUUGGAAGCUUGCCGUGAAAACAUGCGAACAAGGACUAUAUUAAAACCUAGGAAAGUUGGUACUGGGAAUAAACGUAAGAAAGACGAGAUAAACGUUGACUGUUUAGACUUUAAUAAAAAGAUUCUGCAUACUGCCUGGCAUCCUUUGGAAAACAUUCUGGCUGUGGCUGCUACUAAUAAUUUGUAUAUUUUUCAGAGUAAAGAUUAG